CUGUACAACGCCUUUCCCACCCUAAUGAAGUGGAUCCCAGGACCCCAUCACACCAUUUUCAAAAACUGGGGGAAACUGAAGUGUUUUGUGAGGGAAAUUAUUGCAAAGCACAAAGAGGACUGGAAUCCCUCAGAAACCAGAGACUUCAUUGACUGUUAUCUGAAGGAAAUGGCAAAGGCGGAUACUGACUAUAGUUUCCAUGAAGAAAAUCUUGUAUUUUCCACAUUGGAUCUUUUUUUUGCUGGAACUGAAACAACAUCUACAACCAUCCGCUGGGCUCUGCUGUACAUGGCCACAAAUCCAGAGAUUCAAGAAUACGUUUUGUUAUGUGCACCAAGGCCGCCUAGAAUUGCAACAAGGGAUACAACACUGGCUGGAUACCAAGUGCCAAAAGGUACUGUUUUAAUUUUCAAUUUAACAUCAGUGCUGUUUGACAAGAAUGAGUGGGAAACCCCUCAUACUUUUAAUCCUAAGCAUUUUCUGGAGAACGGUCAAUUCAAGAAGAGAGACACUUUCCUCCCAUUCUCUGCAGGAAAGCGGGGUUGCCUUGGUGAGCAGCUGGCUAGAACAGAGCUGUUCCUGUUCUUCACCAUCCUCCUUCAGAAAUUCACAUUCCAAGCUCCAAAGGACGUAAAGCUAAGCCUUGAAUACAGAAUGGGAAUUACUCUCCACCCAUUGCCAUACCAAAUCUGUGCAGUGUCUCGGUAGAACAAAC
This is a messenger RNA of Pelodiscus sinensis (Chinese soft-shelled turtle), 715 nucleotides long. Lineage: Eukaryota; Metazoa; Chordata; Testudines; Trionychidae. The record is from RefSeq and is a predicted model, not a curated record.